This is a messenger RNA of Rhododendron vialii, 1277 nucleotides long. RefSeq names its product peptide deformylase 1A, chloroplastic. Bases 43 to 852 code for a protein of 269 amino acids. Gene Ontology annotation, biological process: N-terminal protein amino acid modification; peptidyl-methionine modification. Lineage: Eukaryota; Viridiplantae; Streptophyta; Magnoliopsida; Ericales; Ericaceae. Gene Ontology annotation, molecular function: peptide deformylase activity. Gene Ontology annotation, cellular component: mitochondrion; chloroplast. The record is from RefSeq and is a predicted model, not a curated record. The transcript is spliced from 4 exons.
AAAAAUACUUGUAAAAAAGAACAGGAGCAGAACAUAGCACUGAUGGAGAGCAUUCAACGGUUCACCCACCGUCUCGUACCCAUGCCCAUCACCGGAAAAUGGUUAAAACCCAUUAAACCCACUCCAUCUCGGACCAACCCAGUUGCCCGCUUCCACCAAGCCCGAAAACCCAUCUUCAAACCGGCCUUCGAUUUUGGCUUGACCACGAGAACAAGUCACAGCUCUUCUGCAAGGGCUCGGGCCGGCUGGCUCCUGGGUUUGGGAGAAAAGAAAAAAAUUCAGCCGGAAACUGUGAAAGCCGGCGACCCGGUUCUACACGAACCGGCCCGAGAGGUCCCACCAGAAGAAAUCGGGUCGGAGAGGAUCCAGAAGGUUAUAGAUGAUAUGGUGGAGGUUAUGAGGAAAGCACCUGGGGUUGGUCUUGCUGCUCCCCAAAUUGGCAUUCCCUUGAAGAUAAUUGUUUUGGAAGAUACAAAAGAAUACAUCAGCUAUGCACCAAAGGAAGAGACUAAAGCACAAGACCGACGUCCUUUUGAUCUUUUGGUUAUUGUUAAUCCAAAGCUUAAAAAUAAGAGCAACAGAACUGCACUAUUUUUCGAAGGGUGCCUAAGUGUUGAUGGAUUCAGAGCAGUGGUGGAACGAUACCUAGAAGUUGAGGUAACAGGUUUGGAUCGUAAAGGCCAGCCAAUCAAGGUUGAUGCUUCAGGGUGGCAGGCUCGCAUUUUACAGCACGAAUGCGAUCAUCUGGAGGGAACUCUGUACGUUGACAAGAUGGUCCCAAGAACGUUUAGGACCGUAGAUAACCUCGACUUACCUCUUGCAAUUGGGUGCCCCAAGCUGGGUGUUCGCUAACAUAAGAUCUCAGAACACAGCUGCCAGCCAAGGCAUUGGUGGAUUGGGAAAUCGACUUUGGAGGAUUUAAUGCAGUUAGACCGAGGUAACAUUUUUGGUGCAGCUGGAAACAGGAGUUAUGUUAUCUUCCCAAAGUUGCAGAGAAGAUUGGCAUUCGUUAAGGUAUUCAGAUUUGUUGCUGAUCAAAGAUGUUCAGCAUUGCUGAUUUCUUUCUGGGGUUUGGGCUAUUUCGCAGAGAAUGUUGCUUCAAAUGAAAUCAUUGUCAAACUUCAGCAUUUGACAGACCUGUGUAUUCCUGCUCUAUGACAUCCGAAGAUGGUCUCUACAAUCUUCCUGUAUCUGAACCCGUUUUGUAACUUCCUUAUUUAGUAUCUAAUGAUGAAUGAGCAUCUUUUUUGAGCCAAAAUAUAUAAAAGUUUCCAGGA